AUGGCCCCGUGGAUGCGUCUCCUUGCCGUGCUGGCCCUGCUGGCCCUCGGGGGGCCCAACUCUGCUCAGGCCUUUGUCAACAAACAUCUGUGCGGCUCACACUUAGUGGAUGCGCUAUACCUGGUGUGUGGGGACAGAGGCUUCUUCUAUACACCCAUGGCCCGCCGGGAGCUGGAGGACCCUCAGGUGGGGCAGGCAGACGCGGGUGUGGUCCCAGAGGCAGGCAGACUGCAGCCUUUGGCACUGGAGAUGACACUACAGAAGCGUGGCAUUGUGGAUCAGUGCUGUACCAGCAUCUGCACACUCUACCAGCUGGAGAACUACUGCAAUUAG
Molecule: messenger RNA, 333 nt
Organism: Chinchilla lanigera (long-tailed chinchilla)
Lineage: Eukaryota; Metazoa; Chordata; Mammalia; Rodentia; Chinchillidae
Gene: Ins
Product: insulin
Exons: 2
Coding region: 1-333 (110 amino acids)
Biological process (GO): glucose homeostasis; positive regulation of protein secretion
Cellular component (GO): extracellular region
Molecular function (GO): hormone activity
Source: RefSeq, a predicted model, not a curated record